GCGGAUAUAUGUGACAAAGUAAAGAGUGGCUUACUGGGGUGAAGGACUGAAGAAUGGCAGUGAGCACUGAGACAGCAUAUGUCGAUCCAGAGGGUGGUUCUCUGAUGGGACUUGUGUUGCUGGGUCGAAGACAUGCUGGUAAGAGCUCAGUGGGAGACCUCAUCCUCGGACGCAGUGAGUUUGAGCCCGGGAAGAAGACAACUCGGUGUGUGAGGAGAUUCGGCUGGGUGGACGGCGUGAGGCUUGCUGUAGUGGACACUCCGGGCUGGAGUCUCUUCGGUUUGGCUGACGCCAGACUGGUGAAACAGGAGAUCCUGCGCAGUGUGAUAUUGGCCCCUCCUGGAUAUCACAUAUUUCUCCUUGUUGUCCCAGUGGACUCUUUCAGCAAGCGGGACGGACGUGCUAUGGAGAAAUAUCUGGGUGUUCUUGGGGACAUGGUGUGGUCACACACUCUGGUGCUCUUCACGUGGGGUGAUGAGUUAAGAGGCAGGAGUAUUGAAACGCACAUUCAAGUGAACCUUUGCAGGAGAUCCUGA
Sinocyclocheilus rhinocerous is the source of this 536-nucleotide messenger RNA. Its product is annotated as GTPase IMAP family member 4-like. Gene Ontology annotation, molecular function: GTP binding. NCBI's taxonomy places the organism in Eukaryota, Metazoa, Chordata, Actinopteri, Cypriniformes, Cyprinidae. The coding region runs from base 54 to 536 and encodes 160 amino acids. The record is from RefSeq and is a predicted model, not a curated record. The transcript is spliced from 2 exons.